UAAAUGACAUAUAAUAGCGUAAAGUUGUGUCAGGUAGAAUGAGUCAUGGAGUCUGUCUGACUAUCAAAGAAAACAAAGUCCUAGUGAAGGAUUUUCUUACGGGCCCAGUGGAGGAGGUAUUUCAAGGUGCACAGUACAGGAAGACUUACCUAGUUGGCCACAAUGGCAGCUGAUACUGAUGCUUCACUGGCCAAGCUGAAGCAGUUGUUGGUGACUGGCUCUGACAGUGUGGCCUGGAAUGGAAGUCACUUGGUACGUCACCUGGUGGACUGGUUCCAACGCAGCGAACGACAGCGCCACAGUAAGUCAAACUCCACCCCCCAGUCACCGCCUCCUGACGACGACUCCAAAUCAAGACUAAGAGCCUCUAACCCAGGCGACACACUCAUCAACUGCACCUCUGUUAUUCCCAAGUUGGUGGAGGAGGGGAAAGCUGAGGUGAUAUUGGACACACUGCGGGCAUAUAACCAGCUGCCCUACGUGGACAAGGAAGCUCUGGUGUUGUGUUUAGCCGUGGUAUCCAAACAGAGUGACCAGAAGAAGCUGGUGACUGAUGCUCACUCGUCAGUGCGGGAGCUGUGUACUAACACCCACCUCUUCUUUCUCUUCAUUCAAAUAUCUAAGAUGAUCUCAAAGCAAACGGGACACUCAGGCUGGGGUCGUGGGCUGCGUCGUGCGGUUAACGAGUGGUACCUGAGCUGGGAGCCUCGACGCCUUGCCUUGGAGGUCACACGACACUUCAGCGCGUAUGGGUGGACCCACCGUGAUGUCAUCAGAUUAGCACACUUGAAGCUUAAAGAACUGCCGCUAGGGACGCAGGUGGUGUUACACUAUGUAUUCAUGGGUCUGGAGAAGACUGUCCAGGAGUACACUGGCAAGGACAACACAAGUGAGCUGCUGGAGCUGAUGCAAGUACUGGACAAGGAUGGACACCCUCAGGAAGGGGAGAAGUCAUGGGAUGUGGACCAGGUCAUCAACAAAGUGAACAAGUUACACGAGAUGUUCGGCGGCCUCACCCUCGACGACGUCCCGUCACAAAGUCUUAAAUCCCCAGAGGUAUGGUCUCAUAUGCUGGACAAACUUGAGGGAGAAUCUACAGUAGCAAGUGUUAACCGGAUGUGUAAGGCCAACCUCUUAAACCCAUCCAGUGAGAGUAGCCACGCUCUCCCCUCUAAACUGGUGGAGCGCUUGACCCACAGUGACGUCACAUCUGGCUGCGUCACUCCCACCCAAGUGCUCAUGGCCCUGCACUCCUACGAACACCCAACGAGAUUUGUUGGUGACGCUGGUGGCAAGAUUUUUGAGAGGAAGCCAAGCAAAGGAGUUGCAGGCAAGAUCCCCAGAGCCCCUGUGAGGACCCCAUCCAAGAAAAACACAAAAGUCAACCCUCAGGUCGUUGAUGCUCUUCAUACUCUCAUUACUGCAAGUGCUAAGAGUGUUGAAAAGACGUCACGUAAACUUGGUAUCUGUGUUGACGUGCGAGGCUCCAUGAGUACUAGUCAUGUCUGGACUGGCAAUCCUGAAGGGAAAGGAGAGGUGACAGGUCAUGAGGGAGCCGCCGUGACGAUAUUGGCCUUGACCUCGGGAGGAACCAACCCAGCAGCGACCACCCUGGCCUUCUCAGAGAACACCUUAACAGAAAUUCAAGUCACUGAGGGAAUGACUCUCCUCCAACUAAUUAACAAGUUUAAGGAGACGGUGAUUGGUGAGGUGAACGUAGGGGAAGCUCUGAAGUGGGCCAAGGAGAAUGAAGCAGAUACUGUAGUGGUGCUGACCCACAAAUUUGAGCAGCAUGUCAUUUAUUCUGCCACUCAAUCCUUACAACAGCUCAAUGAUGCUAACAGCACACAUAUCAGACUUGUGUUGUGUGGACUUGGAACAAAACAUGUGCAUCCUCAACAGACAGAAAAUUUCCUCCUUGUCCUGGGCUUUGACCAGCGGACACCCAGCAUCAUAAGAGCCUUCCAUGAAUGUAGUUUCUAGUAAGAGUGACCGGAAGGCUUUCUUGUUUCUGUCCUCUGGUAGGAAGAUUGAGAAGUAUGAAGUGGUGAUCAGUUGGUGGUCACACUUUGAAAGGCAUUUAUAGUAAGAGUAACUGUGCAGGGAUGUUAGAUUCUGUCCUCGGAACAACACGAUGCAUAAUUUGGAAGUGGUGUUCUUUGUGUAUUUGAUAUUCAAACUAUUUCAAUAUAAUCUCAGAAUUACCCUCUGCUAAAGAUGUGUUAAAUUUUUAUGGGGAUAUAUUCCAUAGCAGUGUUUUACUUGUUAUGUGAGGUUGUUUGGUACACAGAGAAAGUAUAUUUGAGAUAAAAGUUGAAUGCUAUUAACUGCUUGUCUUCCUCAUUAUAAACAGAAGUACAGUACUAUACUGUAAAUGUGCUUUUCCUUAAAGCUGAUCUCAUAUGCCAGUUCAAGAUUCAGACUGCAUGGAUGCUCAUGCGAGUCUGAAAUUACUAAACCAUGUUAUUGCUUUGCAAUAGAGUUUGACUUUUCCAGGUCACUACAAUAAAGAACUGGCAAUCAAGUAUUGCACAGUUAAAUAGUUUUUGGUGCCUUGACAAAAUUUAUACCUACAUAAAUAUUUCAACAGGUGACUGAAGGAAUGAACUGUUUGAAAGACUGGAAGCAGAGGAACUAGACAUUUUUGAUGUGUUGAUGCUUAUAUGAUCAUUAUAAGUUAUGAUAUUUAAUAGAAUCUCUAAUUAUAAUUGCAGGAUAUAAUCUAAAUGUUUAUUAUAGAUCUAUAGAAGGAACUUGACAAUUGGCAUUUUAUAUUGAAUACUUAAGUGUUCAUGAUGUGAACAUUAUUUUUAACCACGUUUACUUGCGUAAUUCACUUCAGUAGUCCCUAUAUGUCUUGACACACAACAGUACUUUCUCCUCAACUUCUUGGCAGACAAUAAAGCAUAAAAUUAACUAGUGAAAUUACAAGUGUUCAAUUGAUCAGAAUGUAAUAAUGCUUUGUGUAAACACAGUGCAAGACUUAAUUACCGUACGUAUCUCAUGGUAAAAAUAUUUUGGUACAGUAUAUAGAGGGUACAGUAGCAUCUCUGGGUGGAUGUGUAUAGGAGACCCCACACCUCGGAGAAGACAAUCAGGAUCGUUCAUGGAAAAUUUGAGAUGAUUUUCCAUGACCUCUAAGUUGGUACAGUAUUGUCUUCUCCUACCACCUUCAUCCUUUGUGUGUUUGUGUAUACACUAGAUAUAGGGAAUGAAAGCACUGUAUACUAUUGCAACAAAAUAUGGAUGGCAAAGAGGAUAUUUAUUCAUUGGUGUUAUAAGUUGUCAAGGUACAGUAAACAUUUAACCUCGGCCAUAUACCGUAUAUAAACUGGAUAAGAAUAACAGUAUGAUGUGAGAGUCACUUGUCAUCAACAUAGAAACAUCUUAAUUGAUUUAUUCCUCUCUUAACUUUGUCAGUUCAUUGAAGGAUCCGAGAUUGAAAAUAGGUACUGGUAAGGCAAGUAACUGACAUCUGGUUUAUUUGGGUGAUUGGGAAAUCUUGUCAAGGAAUUUUUCACCAUGUGUAGCUGUCAUUGCCUGUGGGGGAUGUACGAGUAUGUAAGGCAUUGAAUCUUAUCAGCAUUUUUCUUGGCCUCUGCUUCAGGUAGGUUUUGGUCUGUAUCUCGGUAGGGGAAGUAAUUCCUCCCUCCCCCCCAGCUUAACCACCUUAAGACUAUCUUCUAGCAGGAGGGGGGCUUAUCUUCAGGUGAUUCAUGACAGCUAACAUUACAAAAGGUCUCGUUUAUAUUCUCAGUGUACGGUCUGUCACUGGUUAGAUCCACUAUACCGUAGUCCCCAAUUUUAACACAUGGCUAAACCUGCAUCUAAAAAAAAAAUUAAAUAUCUACCUCACUUUAUUUAGUGUUACUAUUAGAGUUCUAGGCACAGACUCCAUUAAAAAGAGGUGAAAUUAACUUGAAGGGUUAUAUGCAAGGGACGUGUGUUUCAAGUGUGUGGUAUCUAAGUCAACUUAUUGAUUCUUUUGGUUAUUUUUUCCCCAAGUAUUGCUGAUAAGGUUAGGUGUUUUGUCUUGAUGUGAUGAGAAGAGAAGGGGAGGUAAGAGAACAAGGGAGAGAUAGAAGAGUAAAAGGGUGACAUAGAAGUGUAAAAGAGAAGAGAUGAGAAAAAUAGAGAUAGAAGUGAGAAAGAGGAGAGAAAAAAAAAAGAGAGAGAGAAAGAGACUGAUGUACUGUACCACCAUAUUAAGACUGUAGGAAAGGGUGUAGUGCAGUAGAAGGUCUGAUGUAUUGUUCAGUUAUAAGAAUGUUUCCCUUUGCUUUGAAUUCUUUUGGGUUCCAGUACUGUAUACAUUUGACCUGUAGGAAAGAUGAGUGUUUACAAAUUUGAAGUGAAUUAUUGUUGGGGGUAUUGAGAGUCUUAUAAAUAAUCCCUUUUAAUUAAUUUUCUGAUUAAUUUAAAUGAGAUCUUGAAUACUUAAUGUGAACUUCCUAGUAAUCCUGCUUAAUAGCUGAUAGAUGAAUACCAACAGUUACGUAAAUGAAGAUGCAUUUAUAUUAACGUGUUGGUGUUCUGUUGUCAGUCUCCACUCCUUGUUGUAGUCCAUGUACAGUACAGUAAUGUGUCUACAGAUAAUAUUACUUGCUGAUAAUCUCUGUGUGUUAAGUCAUGGGGCAUUUACAUCCUUUUGGUAGUUAGUCUUGCUCUGAAUCUCAUCAUUUAAUACAGCACUCAAAGUCAUGCAAAGAGCACCAGUGAUUUGUGCCUACCGGUAUAAUUUAUGCUCUGUUACCAUCGUUUCCACUGACCUUCAUGCUGAAAUGUGUAUUAACCCUUAAAUGGCGGCCAUGGACAGUGGCAGUUAGCUGUAGGGACGGCAGCCAUUACCAGUGGAUGUUUCAUGUUCCUUGCAUUCAAUUUUUGCACAUUGGGGGGCAGAGUAAGGAAUCUUUAGCCACCAGUUAAGGGUUAAAAGCUGUCCUUGUGCUAUUAUUUCCUGUGUGCUUCUGUUUUAAAGAGGAAAAAGUUUAUAUUUUAAAUCCUUAACCAUAUUUCUAAGUGAAGUGUUGGAGGAAGAUUCUGCAUAGGUCAGAUGAUAUAGAAGGUCAAUAAAUGUAUAAAUCCAGCUGAUGUUCUUAGAUAAGGGCUACUGAUAUGUAGUAUUUGCCUGAAGAUGUCAUGUAAAGCAUUUCGAUUUUUUUUAGACUGAAAAUGCAUUAUCUCUUGACCUUCAUGUUUUUUCUUAAGUGGCAAUUUGAUUAGUUUGCUAAAGGAAUUUCUAUAUUGCAUUAAGUGAAGACUGAGUUGUUUUAUAAAUAUUUAUCAAAGCCAUCUUUCUGUAAAUGCAGUUGACUACUCAGUGACUGGUUAUCAUUGUUGUUUUAAAGGCAGUGUAUCAUACCAUUGCAGUGCUACAGUACUGUACUGUACUGUACUGUAUACAAGUUUUCAUCUUAUAUAUACAAUACUGUACAGUAUACAGUUUGUUACUGUUAGCCGAGUCUUCACUUAACUCUCCUGGUCCACACUUCUAAGUGAUGUGAAGGAAUUUUUAGCAAAAGAAUGUUUCCUUUGUCUUUCACAUUGAUGGUCAGUUUAUUCAUACGGCUACUCAUUAUGAAGAGUUACAGUACUGCAUGUGGAAAAGCUGUAAGAAAGGAAACUUUAUCUAAUGUGUUUACUAUUUUUAUUGAUAUUAUUGAACUUAUUCUUCCCUUCUUAAAAAUAACUUGAUCACUGUCUCAUAAAGUACUGUAGUCUUCUUAGAAAGAUGAUACAGUACAGUAUGACAUACAGUACUUGUGUACACUGAAAGAUAUGAUGUACUUGUGUAUGUGAAAUAGGUUUUGGAAAAAGGGGGAAAAUGGAAGUUUUUGCACUAGAGGAACCAUAUUCUUUCAUAAUUUGAGUUUUGAAAAUAAAAGUUAGAAAGGCAACAAAUCACUGGGAGUAAUACUCAUCAUUGUUGUUAGCUUAAUGGUCUGCCCAGAAGGUGAGUGUUGUAUUAGCUCGAACAUCUCUAGGUGUAAGGCAAAACUAGUAAUUUAAGUAGACAAUAAUAAUUGGGGAAAAAAAAUUAUUUAUAUAAUCCAGGGAUUUGUUUUGCCUCCAUGGCUACUGACUGACCUGUUGUGGAGGAUAAUGUAAAUCACAUGUAGGAUGUCUCAGAAAAAUAUAUACACACUACCUUACAAAUUUUUGCGGAGAUGACAUAAAUACAUGCAUUACAAGCAGCAACAUCAUCUUCACUUGUUAAUGUGUGAAGACUGGUGCUGUUGUAAUACAAACAUUCAUACAAUCACCACAAAAAUCUGUGAGGCAGUGUGUAUAAAUUUUUCUGAGACACUUUGUGCUGUCUACAUAUCAACAUAUUUACCGAGGAUGGAAUCAUGAAUAACAAGCAAAACGGUCUAUUGUGAUAUAAACAGAAUUAUUAUUUUAAAAACUCUAAGUGGAGGAAAAACAUUAAAUUACAUUACUUUUAAUUGCAUGUAUCAGAUAUGUUUUUAGCUUUAUAGUAAGGAGCUUUUAGAAUAUUUAUAUGUACAGUACAGGAUGUAAUUGAAACAUUGUGUACAGUAGUACAGUAAUUGACUAUCUUGAUAAAUAGGAAAGUGUACUCAGGUAAUUCAGAGGUAGGGAGACAAUACUGUAAAUGCAAGUACAGUACAGUAAAUAUCCCCUUAAUAUGUAUAAUAAUGGGGCAAGAAUCUUAAGAGAAUAUAACAGCUCAGGUGGGAGUGGUUUUGAGUCCUUGUGUGUGUGUUUGAGAAAAACAAUGAACUGUGUUAACAUAGAGAAAUUGUUAACAUGACAAUUUACUGUACUUAUAUUCAAAAUUUACAUUGGAUUACAUUCACAGUACAUGUGUUAAUAAAUCUCGCAUAAUUUGGAAAUAAAAUAAGGGUUUUAUACAGGAUCUGGAAGGUAUCGUAAUCUCAGAGACGAAGGUAAUACUGAUUCAUAAUUGACUUAUUGAGUUAAAAUGUCUUUCUGUUGAAGUUAUUACCAAUUAGAAAUGGAGUAAUGUACAGUAUUAUACUUUUUUUUUUCUUAAGUUUAGAUAUUGUUGUGUGUUUCAUCAGGCCUUUGUUGUCAGUGUACUGUAUUGUCAGUUCUUAAAGUGUUCAGUCAACUAUGGCUCUUGAUGCAGUCAGAGUGGGUACGGUAUUUAUAUUAUUGUGUAUUUUCAAUAUUUUACUGGGUGAAUUUAUUGGGACUUUUGAGACUUUUUCUUUAUAUUUUUCACUAAUGUUUUUGUUGGUGUUGACUCGAGCAAUGUUAUAUCACUUCCGCUUGGUGAUGCUUGCUGCCAGCUGGCCUUGGUGGUAACAUUAAACAAGCAGCUAUUAAUCUGUGAGGGUAUUCUUUGAUACACUGUUUUCUCUAUUACCUCUUGAUAAAAGUCUUAGAAAAUUUUAAAUGUAAAAAAAAAAAAAAAAAAAAAAAAGGACCUGUUUUCUUGGCUUUUGAAGUGAACUUAAUGUGUUUCAGAUCACUAUGGUCCAGAAAGUGUGCAGUACAGUACGUACACUAUUGAGUCAUUUGGCUAUGCUUCUAAACCUGUGUAUUUCAUUUUAUGUCAAGAUAACUGUGCUACCUGGAUCCUUUCUACUCACAUAGUCUUUGAGAACUUGUACAGUACAUAGUAGACCAAUUUUUUUUAACCAUUAAUUUAGUUCUAUUGCAUUUAUAUAUUAUUUAAAGCACUAUACUUAACUAAAUUUAAUGUUGUGAAUAAUUUUAAACGAAGGUGUCAUAGGAAAUAUUUUUAAAAUUAUAAGUGUGUAGGGGACUUUACUGUAUAAACUGCAGGUAUACAGUAUUAAAAUUGACCAUAUUUUUGAGGAUACACAGAUUAAUUCUUCUAACCAAUGUACUGUAUUAUUAUCCAGUUCUCUUUAAAAAGAAAACUUGGCACCACAAGUAACAUUACUCUCACUUCCUAAACCAAACUUAUUGUAAUUACCUUAAAAACAUUUGUUCUCCAUAUAACACUGUGGUAGUCUGUACUCCAGGUGCUGUACUGUCAUCUUGAUAACAGUUAACUCCUUGUCUCACUGUUCAGAUGAUGUAUGUCUGAGAAUAUGUCCAUUCUGUACUUGUAGUUUUUAAUAUCUUCCCUGUUGUUGUAAGGUAUCCUGGCAUGAUUGUCUGCCCAGUUUUACUAUGACUUGUCAUCCAUGUCUUUGUUUUCAGUAAAAUUCAUCAUCAUUAAACAGAGAGUAAGGAAGUGUUUGGAUAAUUAUAGUCAUUAAUAUUUUGCUUCAGAAACAAGUAGUAAUAAUGUAAGUUUAUUUAUAUGUAUACUGUAUUUUAAUUCCUGCAAAUUUUGUCUUAAAAUUAAAAUUAUUGUAUAGUAAAUUUAAAUUAUUAAAAAUUUGUUUAGAAGCAAUGAGAAUGGACUGUAUCAUAGCUGAACUUAAUAGUACUGUAGUUCUGAACUUGAGGAUAAAAUGUAAAAAUUUAAAUUGUUUUAUGUUGCUGUGGUGAUGGACAUAAAAGAUAUAUGUUAUAGCUAACUAAACCUUUAAGGUUCCACAAACAUCUGUUAAAUAGUAAUGAUUCAUUUAGUAAGAAAAUUUCACGAGAAUCUAGUCUUGUUGGACGGAGUAAACAGAACAAAGAUGCCCAAGACAAAAUUUUUCAUUGAUUUGUACAAUAUGUUAUUUAAAAUUAUCUUUAUUAUUUGCAUUUGUGCUAAUGUAAGUUUUUACCAGAAUAAGUGCUACAAAAACAAGGAAAAUGGUGUAAAGUGAUACAUACUGUUAAACUUCAGUGUUAUAAUGUCUGAGGCAAGACAUAACUACCAUACUCAAACAGUUAAACGAGUCUCAGAGCUACAGUAUGCUUAACUUUCAAACAAGAUGUCCUGGUUAAUAAUGUCACAUUAAAUUAUAGGAGUUUGGUCAUAUUAUAUUCCAGGUGCACUGCUACCUAAAGUUUGAAAUUUGUAAGUUUUUAGUUAUAUUCACAUUAGAAGUCAAUGUGUAGCAGAAUCAAGUCAUUUUUUGUAUAUUAUUAUUACAGUACAUAGUUGUAAAAGUAAUAAUAUAUACAGUACAUAAUAGAAGCUCAAAGAAACUAAAAAUUAUUCAUUUAUCUCAAGAUACUUUAUAUUUUAAUUACAUUGAUACUGGGCUUGAUAAGGUAGUCUAAUAGUUGGGUGCAGUACAUGGAAGAUGAAGGGAAUGUUGCUUAGAACGGAUUGUCUUUGAUGAAAGGAGGUAAGGUACACAAUAACCCUGAAAGUUUAACAUCAGUUUGUAAUCAGAAAAGAUGUUUUUGCCUAUUGCUGUUAGGCGUGUGUAAUAUACCAUUAUGUAAUAGGUAAGUGCAACAUAUUUAAUGACUGCGCAGGUGAUUAAACGAUAUUAUUUAUUUUGUAAAACAGCUAUAUUCUGUAUUAUCAGUUUUAUGAAGCUUUGAAAAGACAUGGUAAGAAAAGUGAAGCUAUUGUUAUCAAGUGGUGAAAUAAUAUACAAGAUACCUUAGUAUAUAUAUAUAUGUAUUAUUUUAGCUUAAAUUUUGCCUUGCAGUCUGUACUUAGGAGUAGAGCAUUGCAGUUAUAACAGUUGAUAGAUUUAAAGUUAUAAAAUUACUUUUGGAUAAAGUUCAGUAGUUGAGUUUUUAAUAAUGAUAAUGCAUUCUUCAAACAUCAUUGCUGUUAUAAUUUGUUAUGAAAGUUUUAGUAUCAAGAAAUUUAAACUUUAAACACUAGACAUUCAAACAAGUGACCAAGAAUCAGUCAUAAGCUGUGUCAGCGAUGGUGGUCAAAAGUUUACUCAGUCUGUCAGUUUGGUAUUCCUAAAGCUUGCUGAUGCAGCUACAUAUACAGUACUGCUUAAGGAGUUCAGUUCUGCUAGAAGUGAUUUUAUCUUUUAAACAUGCAAUGAUGUAAGGUCAGAGGCAUUUAGUUUAUCUGUAAUUUGAUAAUUGUGAGUUACUGCCGUAACCCUGCGACUUUAGUAGCUUUGUUUUGGGAUAAAUUUGUUUUAGUUUGUAACAGUGAAGAUGCAACGCUACAGCUGAGCAUCUUUUUAUUUUUAUGGUUGCCCCUUUCAAGGUAGCAUUUUUUAUUCCAUAGUUUACCAAAGAAUUAAUAAUUCAUCCUAAUUUACGUACGAGAACUUUUCGUUAGCCUUUUUAUAAUUUGCAGUUUAAGGUUGAAUAGAUGGAACGUGCUAUAUUUACAUUAUUUAAAAGUUACCAUUUUAUGCUAAUUUACUGAUUUAUUUUUCCUCAUUUUAUUGGACUGUGAUCUUUGAUUAAAGGAAGAAAAAUUUGUAAACGUAACAAAGCAUUGGAGCAGCAAGUACAGUACAGCUGAACUUUCUGUUAAGUGCUCAUCAAUUCUGAUUUUAGAAUAUGCAAGAUUUCUCAGAAAAUACACACACACUGCCUUACAAAUAUAUGUGGCAGUUGCAUGAAUGCUUGUGCAGUAUUCAAACAGCAACAUUGUCCUCACACUUCAACAACUGAGGACAAUAUAGCUGUUGCAAUACAAGCAUUCAAGUGAUAAUCAAAAAAAUAUGUAAGGCAGUGUGUGCAUAUUUUUGAGACAUCCUGUAGUUAUUACUGUAUUAUCAUCUCAUCUCUUAGAAAAUAGUUGUACUGUACUACUAGAACCUCCUUUAUACAUUAAUAAUGGGAAUAGAAUUGUAUACUCACAGCUUUUUGGAUAUUACUGAAGUACAACAUAUUCCUAAUGUCAUUUAAAUUACAGUAGUUCCUUGCCAACUGUGGGGUUUGGUUCCUGGAAAACCCUGUGGUUAUUAUAUUUGCAGAUGGGAAAUAGGGGGUUAGGUUCCACGACCACCUAUAACACUCGUUAAACCUAACUAAAUUGUCUGUUCCUUCACUAAACAAUGCCUGUAUUGUACAUUUAAUUAAAUCAAAUACAUAUAAAUACAUAUAAAAUAGUAAUAUAAAUUAAAUAGUGUGAGGACGAUGGUGGAUGAGGAUGAAACUAGCCCUUAUUAUAGCCUCACUUUUCUUAAUCGUACGAAUACAAAAUUCAUCCCCCCCCCCCAACGGCAGGUCCCACUGACGCUACGCUCUCGCCCUACACUAGUCUAUCUAGCACUUCAACUUUCUUUUAUAGAGUCGUUAUCUUCCUUGUCCUCUUCAUUUUCUUCUGACCUUAAUCACUAACACUCAAAGCACACUGAGGGGCCAUAGUUAAGGCUAAAUCAAUGUUAUUAUGGCAGAAAAUACAUCAUAAAUAUCUAGCAUACGGAGCACUAAGAGAGUGAGGCGCGAGCAGUGGCAGGACGCUGCGUGGACGAAUACAUUGGAACAGAGGGAAAAUGACGGCUUGCUAAACUGUGGAUACUCAAAAUUCAGUGUCGUGAUUGGUGAAAUGGUUUACAGAAUCAAAAUAGUGGACACCCAAAAUUCGCUGUUGGCAAGGGACUACUGUAUUGCGGUGUCGUGCAUAACUGCAAAUUAUCAUACAAAAGGUCAUAUCCUUGUUUUACUGAUCAAUGUUUACGGAUAUGAUUGGUGAAAUAUACUGCGUCGACACUAUAUAAUAUGUCUUCAUUUAUGUAACGGAUAUACAGUAUUAAUCAACUUGCUGUGUGCAAUUUCUAAUAUGGAGAUGAACAGCAAAGAUCACAGAAGUUGUAGUUAAGUUUUGUUUGUUUCCCUUGCUUGCCAUCACUGAAAGGGCUUUAAGGUUGUGGUGCAUGUUUAGUUAUAAAGGAAGCUUUAGAACACUUAAGGAUUACAGUCAGUAAGCUGUUCUGUCAAUAAGGUUGCAUGUUAAUUAAACUUAUAGGAGUCUUCAUUUAAGUGCAGUAGUGGCAACAUUUAUUCUUCACGUUAUAUAUCACAAUCUUUCUUUUAUAAUAUGAGGGAUUUAAUUAAAGCAUGGAAUGGGAAAACUGUCAGUAAAUGGUCUUCUACUAAUCACGUAUAAGAUGAAUAUAGGCAAUCUAGAGGGAGAUUGUUGGGCAAACUUUGUCUGUGUUAGGAAUUUGAUGGAAUAUGCACAGUCUUUCUCUCGACCACCUAUUUUUGUAUCCAACCGUUUUGUUAGCACAUGAAUACUUGGGUGAAUAAAAAAAGUAGAACA
Molecule: messenger RNA, 12040 nt
Organism: Homarus americanus (American lobster)
Lineage: Eukaryota; Metazoa; Arthropoda; Malacostraca; Decapoda; Nephropidae
Product: 60 kDa SS-A/Ro ribonucleoprotein-like
Exons: 13
Coding region: 163-1983 (606 amino acids)
Cellular component (GO): ribonucleoprotein complex
Molecular function (GO): RNA binding
Source: RefSeq, a predicted model, not a curated record